This is a messenger RNA of Penicillium coprophilum, 1284 nucleotides long. RefSeq lists its product as uncharacterized. The record is from RefSeq and is a predicted model, not a curated record. The coding region runs from base 1 to 1284 and encodes 427 amino acids. The transcript has a single exon. Lineage: Eukaryota; Fungi; Ascomycota; Eurotiomycetes; Eurotiales; Aspergillaceae.
AUGUCCCGGAAACGGAGGAGGCUGCGUGAAGGUGAUGAAGGGCCCCGUCCAAUCUCACACAGGACACAAAAUGCAGAACCUGUCGAGGCAUUCAUCAAAGAGGAACCUGUUUCGCCGCCACCAUUUGCCGACGAUCAUACUGCUGUUCGCGGCCGAAACCCUGCAGAGCGCCCCAUCUACAUUGACAUCGCGUCCCCCCAUUAUACUCCAGUAUACGAAAGUCGCGGACCACCAGUGCGAGAGCCAAUUUACGAGGUUGAACCGUACCACGGGCCCCUACCAGAUGCUGGUCCCCAGCGCACGAUAUCUCGUCUGAGCAUCAGGCGACCAAUCCGGGAAGAAGCCGAUCUUCGACGAUUGGCAAGUUCACAGUAUGCUCGGCAAUCAGAUUAUGCUCGUGAGUAUAUUGAGGCCCAUCCACGCCCAGUUCGAGCGGCAUCAUACAUUGUGGAACGCCCGGUCCAAGAGCGGCCAAGGUACUACGAAGAAGCCCCUCCUUACGCACAGCAUCGUUACAUUACCGCGGAUGACAUGCCACCCCCAACAUACCGGGAGACUUAUUACGAAGAGGCACCGCCAGCACGAAUGAUGGCACCACCCCAACGUCGGAUCGUGGUUGAUGAGCAUGGCACUCAGUACUAUGAGUUGCUGCAGGCACCAAGACUCCAGCCGAUGGCUCCUCCGCCCCCGCCACCUCACCGGCCAGUCUCUCAAAUGCCAAAGGAUGUUUAUGAUGAAAGAGUGCAUCAUCACGCGGGUAGUGUUCGUGCGCCUUCGGUUGUGCAAGACCCCUACGGUGAACGACAUUAUGUGCAUGAAAUGCCCCCGCCCCAGCCAGUCUACAGGCGAGUGACGUCAGAAUAUGCUCGUCCCGUAGCAGCCCAUGAGAGACAAGGCUACGCUGCUCCUUUGGCUUUGGAAGGCCAUGAACCUUACUCACGCAGCAGCAGUGUACAAGUAGCGGAGUAUCUUCCUCGCCAUGCCGUCUAUGUUGAUGAGCGUGGAGUACCCCAGGAGAGAAUAAUUCGGACAGCCAGUGUUCGUCCUCCACAACCUCGCUAUGAAGACUCACAUGAGAUUGUUCAGCGAGUUGGGAGUGUGAGACCAACUGGCCCGGGCCGCGAGCCCAGCAUCUUCAUGGAGGACAGACAAGUCGGGGAAUACGUUGAAAGACCGUACUACAUUCGGGAUAGACGGUACUAUGAAGGUGAAGGUGAAGAAGGGGAUCGCAUUGCGUUGGACGGUGCUAAUGAUACCAUUCAACGGGGCCCACAGCGUUACUAG